GAAAGUGCAAUUUAGUUUACUUAACGGCGCAUAAUAAGUUGCUACGUUCUUUAUAAAUCACGUCCCCAGUCCCAGACAAAAGCGUCAUGCAAAGUGUGCUGAAUACCGUCAAAGGCACAGCCUUGAAUGUCGCCGAAUACCUAACGCCCGUUCUAAAGGAGUCAAAGUUUCGAGAGACUGGUGUGCUAACACCCGAGGAAUAUGUCGCUGCUGGCGACCAUUUAGUGCACCAUUGUCCUACCUGGCAGUGGGCGUCGGGCGACGAUACUAAAACAAAGCCAUACUUGCCAAAGGAUAAACAAUUUCUGAUAACGCGGAAUGUGCCAUGCUACCGACGCUGCAAGCAAAUGGAGUAUGUGGGCGAGGAGACGCUCGUGGAGGAGGAGUCGGGUGAUGGCGGCUGGGUGGAGACACAUCAAUUAAACGAUGACGGCACCACAGAAGUGGAGGAGAAAAUUUGCGAAUUAACCUUGGAUGAGAACAGGGACGAAAUGCACACGCCCGAUAGUAAUAAAUCGGCUCCUGGUGCCGAGGAUGAGGAGGAAGACGAUGACGAAGCCAUUGAUAUGGAUGCAUUUGAGGAGAGUGGCAUGCUGGAGCUUGUGGACCCUUCUGUGGCGACCACCACACGCAAAGCUGAAGCAGAUCUCAUAAGCAGGCAGGCUACUGAUGAAGAUGGAGGUGGCGCAGCCGGAGGCAGCAGCGAUUCAGUGUUACGCACGCGCACCUACGACUUGCAUAUAACAUACGACAAAUACUACCAGACACCACGCCUCUGGGUUGUGGGCUAUGACGAGCAGCGGAAGCCCCUAACUGUGGAACAAAUGUACGAGGAUGUUUCGCAGGAUCACGCCAAAAAGACUGUUACGAUGGAGUCGCAUCCGCACUUGCCGGGUCCCAACAUGGCUUCCGUGCAUCCGUGCCGCCAUGCAGACAUUAUGAAAAAGAUUAUACAGACCGUGGAGGAGGGCGGCGGCGAACUGGGCGUGCAUUUAUAUUUAAUAAUAUUCUUGAAAUUUGUGCAGACCGUCAUACCGACCAUCGAGUAUGAUUUUACGCAAAACUUUAACAUGUCCUAAAUCAGUAGUCAGUCAUUCGCUUAGCGGUACAGCGCAGCCAUUUCAAUAUAUGCAACCGAUAUUAUAAAAUAAACGAAUUUGUCAGCACAAAAACAA
Molecule: messenger RNA, 1175 nt
Organism: Scaptodrosophila lebanonensis
Lineage: Eukaryota; Metazoa; Arthropoda; Insecta; Diptera; Drosophilidae
Gene: Atg3
Product: ubiquitin-like-conjugating enzyme ATG3
Exons: 4
Coding region: 87-1079 (330 amino acids)
Biological process (GO): autophagy of mitochondrion; autophagosome assembly; nucleophagy
Cellular component (GO): cytosol; cytoplasmic ubiquitin ligase complex
Molecular function (GO): Atg8-family ligase activity
Source: RefSeq, a predicted model, not a curated record